AAUCGUGAUAAAUUUUUGUUUGCACUGGUGUUCCUCAUAACAGAAAUUUUUUCAAAUUUUUUAGCCGGGAAACAUAACUAUGCCUUCAGAAGCAGCGAAAAAACGUCAAGCAAAGAAAAAGGCUGCCGCUCAGUCCAGAGGCAAGCCAAAACCGGCGGCAGAUUCAACAGAAAAUGGAGUUGAAAACUCGAGCGCGACAGAAAAUGGCGCCUCCGUAAAGUUGGAUUUGUCAAACCGUUCGUGCACCGGCGUUUUGGCUUCACACGAGCAGUCGCGAGACGUGAAGAUUGAAAACUAUUCUAUUACUUUCCAUGGCGUUGAACUUUUAACUGAUACAAAACUCGAGUUGAACUGUGGCCGUAGAUACGGAUUAUUGGGACUAAAUGGAUGUGGUAAAUCCACCAUGUUGGAAACAAUAGGAAACAGAGACAUCCCAAUUCCUAACCAUAUUGACAUAUUUCAUCUUAAGAAUGAGAUGGAAGCGUCAGAUAAGACAGCGCUUCAGUGUGUUAUGGAAGUUGAUGAGGAGAGAACCCGUCUUGAAGCUGAGGCUGCUGAGCUCACAAAGCAAGGGGAUGAAGGAAGUGAAAGAUUAUUAGAUAUCUUUGAAAGGCUUGAUGACCUUGAUGCAGACAAAGCAGAGACCAGAGCUGCUGAAAUUCUUGAUGGUCUUGGAUUCACGCCUUCCAUGCAACAGACAAAAACAAAAGAUUUUUCUGGAGGUUGGCGAAUGAGGAUCGCUUUGGCACGAGCCCUUUUUGUUAAACCCACACUUUUGUUGCUGGAUGAGCCUACAAACCAUCUGGAUUUGGAUGCUUGUGUGUGGCUAGAGGAAGAGCUUAAAAAUUACAAGAGGAUAUUGGUGAUAAUAUCGCAUUCACAGGAUUUCCUUAAUGGAGUGUGUACUAACAUUAUACACAUGCACAAACAGAAGCUUGUGUAUUAUGGGGGUAAUUAUGACUCCUAUGUCAAAACAAGGGCAGAACUUGAAGAGAAUCAGAUGAAACAGUACAGCAGAGAACAAGAACAAAUAAAACACAUGAAGGACUACAUUGCCAGGUUUGGUCAUGGUAGCGCCAAACUCGCAAGACAGGCACAAAGUAAAGAAAAGGUUCUUGGUAAGAUGGUGGCCAACGGACUCACUGAAAAAGUCACUAAGGACAAGGUUUUGACAUUCUAUUUUCCUGACUGUGGCAAGCUUGCCCCUCCUGUGGUCCAAGUACAAACCAUGAGCUUCAGUUAUGGUGAAGAUAAGCCUGCCAUUUACAAGGACUUAGACUUUGGAAUUGACUUGGAGUCCAGAAUAGCUUUAGUGGGACCCAAUGGUGCAGGAAAGUCUACACUGCUGAAACUGCUUGAUGGGACGUUGACACCUACUGAUGGGCUCAUACGAAGGCAUAAUCACCUUAAGAUUUGCCGCUAUCAUCAGCAUCUCCAAGAUAUGUUAGAACUGGACAUGUCAGCCCUUUCAUUCAUGAUGAAGUGCUUUCCUGAAAUUAAGGAGGUUGAGGACAUGCGAAAGUCGAUAGGGCGAUACGGGCUGACAGGAAAACAACAGAUCUGUCCCAUGCGGAACUUAUCUGAUGGCCAGCGUUGUCGGGUGGUGUUUGCUUGGCUGGCUUUUCAAGCACCUCAUCUCCUGUUACUUGAUGAACCUACAAAUCACUUGGACAUGGAGACAAUUGAUGCUUUAGCAGAUGCCAUCAAUGACUUUGAAGGAGGACUGGUGUUAGUUAGUCACGACUUCAGACUCAUAAAUCAGGUAAAUUUUGAAUCAAGUGAACUAUGACUGAUUAUGUGUCCAAAGCAGGCAAAACCUUUUUUUAACUGAACUUCUU
Molecule: messenger RNA, 1838 nt
Organism: Orbicella faveolata
Lineage: Eukaryota; Metazoa; Cnidaria; Anthozoa; Scleractinia; Merulinidae
Product: ATP-binding cassette sub-family F member 2-like
Molecular function (GO): ATP binding; ATP hydrolysis activity
Source: RefSeq, a predicted model, not a curated record